CUCUCUCAGUGUCUGGUUUGUAAAUUGUAUGGUCUGAAACUCAAAUGGCUGCUUCUCUCAAGAUAGGAAUCGGCCCCGCCCUUCCUUCUCACCACCUCUCCGCCAUGGCCACCGUCUCCAAUGCUCCGCCGCCGCCUCCUCACCGUCUCGUCUUCCUCAGGUCUUCUUCCGCUCGCCGCCGCCCCCUCGCUUCCCGCUCCUCUCGUCUCCUUCUUCGCCCUCGCGCGUCCUCCGGCGACCUCUCUCCGUCUCCAGGAGUCGAGAAUCUGGUAAUCAUUGGUUCUGGUCCUGCUGGAUAUACUGCAGCCAUAUAUGCUGCUCGGGCAAAUCUAAAGCCUGUGGUGUUUGAGGGUUUCCAAGCAGGCGGUGUUCCUGGAGGACAGUUAAUGACUACUACGGAAGUGGAGAAUUUUCCUGGGUUUCCUGAUGGAAUUACUGGUCCAGAUCUGAUGGAUAGGAUGCGGAGGCAAGCAGAGCGAUGGGGUGCUGAAUUAUUUCAAGAAGAUGUUGAGUCUAUUGAUGUAAAGAACAGUCCUUUUACUGUGCAAAGUAGUGAACGCAAGGUUAAGUGCAAUAGUAUAAUAUAUGCAACGGGAGCAACAGCAAGACGACUUAGGUUACCUCGUGAAGAUGAAUUUUGGAGUAGGGGAAUUAGUGCUUGUGCUAUUUGUGAUGGCGCAUCACCCUUGUUUAAAGGUCAAGUUCUUGCUGUUGUUGGAGGAGGUGAUACAGCAACGGAGGAAGCAUUAUACCUGACUAAAUAUGCUCGUCAUGUUCAUUUACUUGUACGUAAGGAUCAACUUAGAGCUUCUAAAGCAAUGCAGGAUAGAGUGUUCAACUGUCCAAAUGUUUCCUUGCACUUUAACACGGAGGCUGUGGACAUUGUUAGCAAUACAAAAGGGCAGAUGUCUGGCAUUUUAGUUCGAAAAGUUGAUUCUGGGGACGAAUCUGUGCUUGAGGCGAAGGGUUUGUUUUAUGGAAUAGGUCAUUCACCAAACAGCCAGUUAUUGAAAGGCCAAGUUGAGCUCGAUAGCUCUGGGUAUGUGGUCGUGCAGGACGGUACUGCAAAAACUUCUGUGGAAGGUGUAUUUGCAGCUGGAGAUGUGCAGGAUCAUGAAUGGAGGCAAGCUGUCACAGCUUCUGGAUCUGGAUGCAUUGCUGCUUUAUCAGUUGAGCGGUAUCUUGUGAGCAAGAAUCUUCUUAUUGAGUUCCACCAGCCCCAAACUGAAGAGGUCAAGAAGGAACCGACGGACAGGGAUGUUCAAGAGGGAUUUGACAUUACACUUACAAAGCAUAGAGGCCAGUAUGCUCUUCGAAAACUAUACCAUGAAAGCCCCAGGCUUAUCUGUGUACUAUAUACAGCACCAACAUGUGGUCCGUGUAGGACUCUGAAGCCAAUUCUCAGUAAGGUGAUAGAUGAAUUUGAUCAAAAUGUACAUUUUGUUGAAAUUGAUAUUGAGGAAGACCAAGAAAUAGCAGAAGCAGCUGGGAUUAUGGGUACUCCCUGCGUGCAGUUCUUCAAAAAUAAGGAGAUGAUCAGGAAUAUACCUGGAGUCAAAAUGAAGAGCGAGUACAGGGAAUUUAUCGAGUCGAACAAAUGAGGUUGUAAAAUUAUUGCCUUCAGAUCUUCUGCUUCAAUUUUGCUUCAUUUGACCUAAUAAGCCAAGUGGAAAAAUGCCUUAAAAUAUUUUCAUGUCCUGUAACAUUCAAUUUAUACUGUAGAUUUUAGAUACAGAGUUGAGAAAAGGGCCAAAAAAACAAAAAAAACACUAAUCAUGUGCAGAACAGACAUUCAUUUAAGGGGGUGACUCCUAUUGUUCGUCCUCAAAUUCCUUGACUUUGGUUUUUGGAUGAAUAAGGUUCGAUUACUUCGAUAAUAUAUGAGAAUUCAUUGUUCGA
This is a messenger RNA of Momordica charantia (bitter melon), 1899 nucleotides long. RefSeq names its product NADPH-dependent thioredoxin reductase C (gene NTRC). The record is from RefSeq and is a predicted model, not a curated record. Gene Ontology annotation, biological process: removal of superoxide radicals. Lineage: Eukaryota; Viridiplantae; Streptophyta; Magnoliopsida; Cucurbitales; Cucurbitaceae. Gene Ontology annotation, cellular component: cytoplasm. Gene Ontology annotation, molecular function: thioredoxin-disulfide reductase (NADPH) activity.